AUGCCGCCUCGCGAAGUGUUCUGCGACUUAUGCGGCGGAAAAUUCUUUGCGCACUCUCUGCCGCACCAUCGCAAAAGUUGCGAGAAGAAGGUUCAGAGUCAGAUGCAUGAAUGCCCGUAUUGCGCUAUGGCCGUGACACAGCUCGAAAUGGACUCGCAUAUCCUGUCGUGCAAAGUUGCGAAGGCGGCGGGUGCCAAGCCAACGGGUCAAAGUGCCCAGCUGAGACAAAGGCUCCAGCAGGACCGUCGGGGCACUGCGACGGCAGCAAGCGGACGCCUGAUCUCGCAAACCAGCUCUCAAGGAGCACGGUGUGGAAGGGAAGUCCCUUUGAACGAGAUAUCUGGCCGACGGACGCCGAUGGACCAACACGGUGCUGGCGCCGAUUCUGUGCUGCUGCCAUGUCAAGUUUGCGGCCGCACGUUUAGUGCUGACCGCAUUGCGAAGCACCAGGCCAUUUGCUUGAAAGUGAGCAAGAAACGGCCGAUCUUCCGUGCCGAGAAGCAGCGUGUCUUCAUGGAGGGUGGCAGUGGUGGCAGUGUGGCUGGCACGGCCAUGAGCACUUCACACAACAGGUAUCGAGGAAGCAGCAAGGCUGCCAAAGCUGCCAAAGCCUGCGAUUCGGGACAGCCUUUGAACACCAGGUGGCGCGAGCAAAGCAAAAGCUUGCGGGAAGCAAUCAGAGCGGCCAAAGGAGCGCCGCCAAUGCCAAUCUGGGGUCACAACAUUCACAAUCAGCGGAGUCAACCUCCUGGUCGAGGAAGCUAUCGGCAGCGGUCGAUGCCACGAGCCUUCAAGGAGCAUCAAGGUGCUUCCAACCGAAGUGCAUCCAGGCCAACGAGACCGGCAAGCGAUGCCGCACGCAAUGCAGUGCAUGACCGUGCGAAGGCAACGCCUUUGAUAUCGGGAUCGUCGACGACCAGACUCCGAGGUUCGCCUGGCGGUUCGGCCAUCGGACUUGGCAUGUCAAAGGCAGCCAGACAGCAUGCGGCCGCAUGGGAGGGCAACGACCCAUUCGGAGGACCCAGGUCGGCGAGCGGCCUGGGACACGUUGCACAGAGAUCGAACUCAGUGUCGGCAGAGAACCCUCUUGCUGCACUGGCGAGAUGCCGUGCUCGGUGA
Molecule: messenger RNA, 1119 nt
Organism: Symbiodinium sp. CCMP2592
Lineage: Eukaryota; Dinophyceae; Suessiales; Symbiodiniaceae
Source: the annotation of a GenBank genome assembly